CCCGCACAGCCCAAGCUGAAUCCACCGAAGCUCAAGACGAUGGGAGGAGUCGGAAGCGGAGGAGCAUACAACCACGUACCGCAGCCUCUACUACACAGCAUGCGCGAGUCCUUUGAGGUUCUCGAUAGCAGUAACUCGGGGACCGUCACAUCGGCGGCGGUAUCAGACAUGCUGUCACAACUAGGCCUGGACAACACACCUGCUGCAUUGCGUGACUUUUUCCCGCCGAACGGUCCUGGACAAUUGAACCUCGCACGGUACCUGGACAUUCUUUCCGCACCCUUGGCAGACCUGUCCCAACCAGAGGAACUGCGUGCCGCGUUUGAAGCGUUUGACGUGGACGAUAGUGGACAGAUCGAUGUCUCCGUCCUGCGGGACGCGUUGUUGCACACAACACCUCAGCCUGGUGAGGACAUGAUUCGAUUGAGCGAGAAGGAGGUGGACGGGAUUCUGGGCGAGUUUGCGGGUAGAAGAGCAUUUGGCUCAAAGGGCUUGAAUGCUGCGAAGGGCAAAGGCGAUGUGUUCAAAUACCGAGACUUCAUGGCGAAUGUGAGCGGU
This is a messenger RNA of Zymoseptoria tritici IPO323, 558 nucleotides long. RefSeq lists its product as uncharacterized. Gene Ontology annotation, cellular component: myosin II complex; cytoplasm. The record is from RefSeq and is a predicted model, not a curated record. NCBI's taxonomy places the organism in Eukaryota, Fungi, Ascomycota, Dothideomycetes, Mycosphaerellales, Mycosphaerellaceae. The transcript has a single exon. Gene Ontology annotation, biological process: actomyosin structure organization; mitotic cytokinesis. Gene Ontology annotation, molecular function: myosin heavy chain binding; calcium ion binding; cytoskeletal motor regulator activity. The annotation marks the transcript as partial.